CAUUUUUCAGUGCUAUUGAAACUAUUAAUAAUUCAGUCAAAAAUUGAAACUUUUUUGAUUUUUCAGGAAGGAUAAAUUCAAAAGUAACUUAGGAUGUCCACCCAAAAUGCAGCAAAUGACUAUUCUGACCUCUUGGACUACCUCUCCUUUUCUCAACGUUUUUGCUUCAUAUCUCUUCGUAUUUGUGCCAUAUUCUUUUCUGUCUUCGUGGUGAUAUGGUUUGUCACCGUAGUCUUCUUGUUACUUCUACUGGUAGUCUUUCCAAGCAAGGAGCAGGUAAGAGCCAGUAUGAUCGAGUUUGAACAAAGGCAGCAACAGCGACAUUCUCAAAGUCCUGAAGGUGGUGAUCCAAUGCACCAAUCUCAACACGACCCUGAAAGUCCUGCCACAUCCCAAGGCGCGAAAAGACCCUCGGUGUCAAUUGAUCACCUCAGAUUUAGUGAACCAAUGGGUAUACUUUCCUUGACCUUCAGCAGUUUAGUGUGUUAUAUGGGAGUGACAAGGGUAGCUGCCAUUGUUAUUGACGAUGCAGAGCUAUUGAAAAUAUCAGAUUUGGUUAUUAUGUUUGGCAUAGUUUCUUUCCUGAUCCCAACAAUUAGAAAGCCUUUACGAAGCAAGGAUGUGCAGUAUAUAGUUUGCUCAAUGUUUUGCAACAUUUUCAACAUUUAUGGGAUUUGGAUAUUGUGGAGCUACUAUAGGGAAAUUCGGAACAAAUAGGCUUAUUGAUAAAAUUACAAAGACGAUUAAACACCUAUGAAACCAA
This is a messenger RNA of Homalodisca vitripennis (glassy-winged sharpshooter), 763 nucleotides long. RefSeq lists its product as uncharacterized. The transcript is spliced from 7 exons. The record is from RefSeq and is a predicted model, not a curated record. Lineage: Eukaryota; Metazoa; Arthropoda; Insecta; Hemiptera; Cicadellidae. Bases 94 to 717 code for a protein of 207 amino acids.